This is a messenger RNA of Drosophila santomea, 511 nucleotides long. RefSeq lists its product as uncharacterized. The transcript has 5 exons. The coding region runs from base 70 to 414 and encodes 114 amino acids. Lineage: Eukaryota; Metazoa; Arthropoda; Insecta; Diptera; Drosophilidae. The record is from RefSeq and is a predicted model, not a curated record.
AAAGCCAAACGAAUUGUACGGGUCAUUUUCAACGAUUUUAGUGAGCCGUAAGAACGUGACAGCUCGGAAAUGAAGCUAUUCUGCGUUGUUUUGGUUAUUUACGUUGUGGCUCUGACCCUCCUCGGUGUCGAUGGACGUGGUGGGGGCACCACAAGCGGAGCAGAGGCACCAAAGUUCGACGGCUUGUUCAGGCGGGCUCGGCGCCAUGUCCCCGAAAUGGAAUCCGGCCUUCUUCAAGGCAACGAACCGCCUCCACCACCGAAGUUCCGAUCCCGUCGUGAUACAUUGGAGGGCAACCUUGUGGCCAAUGAAGACAGUCCACCACCUCAGCAGUUCAGGCAACGUCGUCAGGCUCCACCCGGAAUACCACCCCCACCGGACGGUCUUCCACCACCACCGCAGUUCCUCCUCUAGAGUAACUUGAAUGUAGAGCAUAAAGUUGGGCGUUUGUGCAUGUAUUUGGGAACCACAUCGAAGCUAAUAAAAGUAGUUUGAAGCAUUCCAAAAAGUA